GCAGCGGGCACGGUUUGAAUCCUGUACGCGCACGUCUCGCCUCCCCAUGGUACAACAUCAGCUGAACGUGGACUCAAACUGACGCUAGGAGGAGUAUCUAGACAUGAAUUCAAACUCGUCAUCCUCUUAGAAGUACUAUUAUGCCUCAAGCGGCGUCUUUUCAUCUGCGUAAUAUCGCUUAUUAGAUACUGCAACUCUACUGUAUACGUUUAUGCGAAGGGGUUUUAAGGUAAGGCUUCGUUGCUCUUCCAGAAUUUUGUGGCCCAAUCCAAUCAAGACCUGUAUUGUUGGCAUGAACAUCUAGAAAGGUUCACAAGUUUGAUGAUAUAUCCAUGACAUCGCCUUAUUUUGACGAGCCAAGCGGGCCAAGAUGGCUGAUUUCGUACCUGCCGCCGUUCGGAAACUUUAAUGGCUCCGCCAUUGAUGAAUCUACCCUGGAGUGCCAAGUCGAAAGCGUAUAUAUGAAGACUGCGCCAGCUCUCGAUUUCCUGCUUCUUCAGCAUUCGCUACGAAAGGCUGUCACUCUUUUCUGACGUUUUAAUCGAAUUCUUCCUGUAGAACUACUUUUCUAUUGUCUAGUUCGUCUGUUUUCAACUCUCAUCAUGAAGUUCUCCACAGCAGCAUCGCUGGGCCUCGCAGCCGCUCAAACAGCUAGCGCAAGAUACGUACUCUAUGUCGACCAGUGAGUAUUAUUUUUGGAGGAAGUUGAUAGCGAAGCCAUGCUAAUAAAAUUUAGAUAUCAUCUUACAGAACUUCCAAACAAGACUAUGGCUGCCGGAGUCGACCAUGUAAUCAUGGCAUUCGCCAACUCAUCCCUUUUCACAACUUCACCACCAGGUGUUUACACACCAUUUGAGCCUGUCGAAACAAUGAGAGCACGUUUCGAUCCAGGAACCAAAGUCUCCAUUGCUAUUGGAGGAUGGGGUGAUACUGCUGGUUUCUCCGAAGGAGCUAAAACCGAGGAAUCCCGUGCUACAUAUGCCGCCAACGUUGCCGAUAUGCUUAAUAGCUUGGGAUUCGAUGGUGUCGACUGCGAUUGGGAAUACCCAGCAGGAAAUGGAGAGGACUACCUGCGAAAUCCAAACUCCGGCAAGGUCGAUGAGAUUGAGACCUACCCUCUUCUUCUUAAGGCCAUCAAGCAGGCCAUCGGAGACAAAGAACUUUCCCUUGCUGUUCCCGGAAAGAAAGUUGACAUGAUCGCCUAUACUCCAGAGAAGACCCCUGCGAUCUGGGAGUCAUCUGACUUCGUCAACAUCAUGACAUACGACAUCAUGAACCGCCGAGACAAUAUCACCAAACACCAUACUAGUGUUAAGGAUAGCAAAGAUGUCGUUGACUACUACUUGGACGUCCUUGCCCUUCCAGCUGAGAAGACCAAUCUUGGAAUUGCAUUCUACGCCAAAUACUUCACCACCGACCCAGCAUUCCCUUGCGAGACUGGUCUUGGAUGCAGAACCGUGUUGCUCGAGAACCCAACUGAUGGUUCUGAUACUGGAAAGAGUGGCGCCAUGACCUUCGAGAAGGAGAACUACGCAACUGCAGCAGCAAACUUGACCGAGAGUCCAGAUGGAAGCUGUGGUGCUGCGGCCGGCCACUUCUGCUCGGCAGGAAACUGCUGCUCAUCAUCUGGUUUCUGUGGAAACUCCCCGGCUCACUGUGGUAUCAACUGUCUUUCUGACUACAGUGUUUGCCCCCAGUUGUCCGUUACCGCUCUUUUCCGUGAUGCUAUGGCAAAUGGCAAGGCCGAUACUGUUGAAGGUGGCCAAUACUACUUUGAUGCCGCAAAUAACAUUUUCUGGACCUGGGAUACUCCUGAGUUCAUUGCCCAGAAAUUCGAGACUAUCAUCAAGGCACGAGGUCUUGGUGGUGUCAUGGCAUGGUCUGGAGGAGAAGACUCCCACGAUUGGAGCCAUCUCGCUGCUAUCCAAAAGGGUGCUGCCUCUUUGGGUUUGUCUGGUAAGACUGGUACUACUUCCGAGGAGGAGUGCGAAAAGGAUGAUGAGCCAGAGGUUCAAAAGCGUUCGUUCCGAAGCUUCAAAGCAUAAAUCUAGCCACUCAUGUAAACCAUUAAUACCAGUCUCCUUUGUUCGUUAGUCAUUCUGGGGGCAGUUUUUACCAUAGUUAAAAAAACAUAUCAAUUGCCAACCCUCGAAAAGAGGCUGAAUUCA
Hymenoscyphus albidus is the source of this 2168-nucleotide messenger RNA. The record is from the annotation of a GenBank genome assembly. NCBI's taxonomy places the organism in Eukaryota, Fungi, Ascomycota, Leotiomycetes, Helotiales, Helotiaceae.